Messenger RNA from Anthostomella pinea, 150 nucleotides. The record is from the annotation of a GenBank genome assembly. NCBI's taxonomy places the organism in Eukaryota, Fungi, Ascomycota, Sordariomycetes, Xylariales, Xylariaceae.
AUGGAACGCCAGAUCUUUGGCCUCACCAGGAUAGUGGCCUCCAUGUGGGAAUGUAGUGCGGCGCGAGCCCGAGAGGUAUACACCAAAGUGGUACGAAGCGCCAUCGCCUUUGGUGCGACGGCGUGGCAUACACCAUCGGAGGGCAAUUAG